Molecule: messenger RNA, 5594 nt
Organism: Doryrhamphus excisus (bluestripe pipefish)
Lineage: Eukaryota; Metazoa; Chordata; Actinopteri; Syngnathiformes; Syngnathidae
Gene: znf574
Product: zinc finger protein 574
Biological process (GO): regulation of transcription by RNA polymerase II
Cellular component (GO): nucleus
Molecular function (GO): DNA-binding transcription activator activity, RNA polymerase II-specific; RNA polymerase II cis-regulatory region sequence-specific DNA binding
Source: RefSeq, a predicted model, not a curated record
AAUCAGAAACGCGCUUCUGGAAUGAAGCCACAAGUCAACUUGUUAUCCUAUUUCCUCGACGUCAAAACGGAACGUCAAACAAAGGGGAGACAGCAAAUCGUCACUUUAAGACAAUCGCCGCCAUUAUACCACCGAAGAAGGGUAUCCCGCCCUCGGUCUUAAGGGCCAUGGAGACUACGUCAGUGUACAUGUGCUUCCCCUGCUACAAGGAGUUCAGCACUCUGGAGGAAGUGCUCAAGCACCAGUUAACGUGCACAGCAGAGGAGGACCAGACGGACCCAUCUGGAACCACCCCUGUCAUUGUUCCGGUGCUCCAGACGCAGACACAGCUAACACAGGAGACUGCAGUCCCACAGAUCCAAGUCGAAUUAGAGCCGCCCCCCGAAGAGCCUGUUGACGAUGUAGUCCAGGAGACAAUGGUCACUAUGCAAACCGAGGGCAGCGAAGACCAGGCGACAGACCAGCCUAGAAUUCUCUACCAGUGCGGGGACUGCGAGGAGCUCUUCAAAAGUCUCGACCUGUGGCAGAGUCACCGCAAAGAAGGUGCCUGUUUAAAGGUUGCUGUUGAAAGCCAGUUGACUCCCGAGCCUCAGUCUGAACUUCAGAUGAAUUCGGUUUCCAGUUUACAAACCGAUGAGGCUGUCUCACAGGGCGACGUCGACAAUCGCACGCCCGAACAAGCAGAGGAACUGAGAGUAAAGGAGGAACAGCUGCAAGAACUUGAAAAGAGUUCUUCUUCGACCCAGAAUUCUGAGCCAUCAGCACCUGAUGUGACACAGGAAGAGUCACCUAGGAGGAGAGGGACGGUAAAAAAGCCCAAGCCUGAGCCCGUGCUCCUAUGUGUGGACUGUGGCUCCUGCUUUGGCCUCGUGUCUGAACUUGUGGCCCACCGCAAGACACAUGGCUUUGAGGAGGCCCUUCACCACUGCACUGUGUGCGGGGAGAGCUUUCUCAAUACUACCCUCUUCCUCUACCAUCGCAAGCAGCACCGGCAGAAGGGCGAAGGAAGUGCGACAGUGGCGACGACCAAAGUGGAAAAUCUGUGCGAGCCGAGCAGCGCGUCAGACGAGCAGGACCAAGCAGGAACUCCGUCAGCCUCCUCCGUACACCAAGCAGAGUUGUUCCUCUGCAUCCAGUGCGGGGCGAGCUUCAAAGAUGCCACCGAGCUAACCACGCAUCGCAAGGCGAAGCACGAUCUACACACACCGCUUCACAGUUGCGCUUACUGCGACCAGACCUUCAUGAACACCACCCAGUACUUGUACCAUCGAAGGCAACACCGAGUCAUGGAAUUUGGGCCUAUCGACGAAGUGGACACGGGCGAUGAAAUGGCCACCUCUAUGGAUGCGCCGCAGAGCUCAAAGCGUCCCCUCUCCUCACCUUCUGCGAAUCAGUUGGAUGCACCGUCUGCUAAGAGAAGCAGGCCGAUUUUCAGGAUCGUGAGCAAAGGAAACAAGGAUUUAGGUUUAAAUCAGGAAAUGGAGGGUGGAGCUUUAGUGGCCCCGGACACGGCAAACCUCCCUCCGCCAGCCAAAUUGCUGCAGGACUGGUCCCGCACAGCUCUGCCGCACGUGUGCCCAUACUGCGGCAAAACCUUCACCCGACGUGUCUUUCUGCGCACACACGUCUAUAGUCACACAGGAGAAAAGCUCUUCACUUGCAAGGUGUGUUCAAAGUCCUUCACCAACUCGCAGAGCCUGCUGCGUCAUACCAUGAACCACUCUGGCAACAAGCCAUUCUGCUGCAACGUGUGCGGCAAGAACUUCGCCCAGGCGGCAACCCUAAAGAGGCACCAACUCAUUCACACGUCGGAGCAGCCUCGCCGCAAGCGUGGACGCAAACCGGUGGUUGACAUGGACACAGACGGAGGAGAUGCUCCUUUCUCAUGCCCCCUCUGCCCUUCACACUUCAACACUGAGGAUCAGCUGUAUCAUCACAAGCUUCUCCACACCAGCCACCCGUUUCCCUGCCCAGAUUGCGGAGAAGCGUUCAGCCGCAGAAAGGACCUCGACCUGCACUCUCUCACUCAUCAAGACAAGCAGCCCGUCACCUGCCCUCACUGCUCAUCAGCGUUUAUAAACCAGGCUGUGCUGGACAUCCACCUGCAGCGCUGCCCCACCUCUGCGGAGGAGAGGAACACCGGCCGUGGGCGGGGCCAGGGCAGAGGUCGCUCUACUGGACAGAUGGAGUGCGACCUGUGCGGCCACCGCUGCAUGACCCAGGAGAGCCUCGACCUCCACCGCCUGUCCCACACCGGCCAGACGCCGCUCAAAUGCCCGGUGAGGCCUUGCCGGCGCCGCUUCAUCUCAAACAAGGCACUGGAGGAGCAUGUGGUGGCCCACUUCCAAGGCAAGCUGGGGAAGUCCAAAAGCCAGGUCCGCUUCGAGUGUCAGAUUUGCCAGAAGGGAUUCGCCUACAACUCCACCUUCCAAGUUCACAUGAGGACCCAUACGAACGAGAGGCCCUUCGAGUGCACCACCUGUGGCAAAAGCUUCCGCCAGCUGCCCCACCUACAGGACCACGAGCGCAUCCACAGCGGCGUGCGGCCUUUCUGCUGCUGGAUCUGCGGCAAGAGCUUCAGCGUGGCGGCCCGCCUCACCGAGCACGCCCGCACCCACAGUGGCGAGAAGCCCUACGCCUGCCCACAUUGCCCCGCUGCCUUCCGCUCCCGCUCCAACCUGGACAAACACAUCCGCCAGCACGGUGACCUCCCGGCGGAGGCCGCGGAGCAGCUGGCCAACGCCACCCAACAGGCACAGGUCCAGAAGGUUCUGGAAGGUGCCAAAGUGCUCUCUUCCAUGGCUGCCACCGGGGUGGAAGUGGACAGUGGCAGUGUCCAGACCAUAUAUGUGCUGCAGGCGAGCGAGGGGGGCGGCGAGGCGAUCAUGAUCCCGGCCGAGGAGCUCAGCGGCAUUGAGGGCGCAUCGCAGAUGGUCAUCCUGCCUUCGUCGAUGCUGGGGACGCAGGGCAUCAGCCUGCCCACCAUCACCAUGGACGGCGGCGAGAUCACCAUGGUGGAAGCGACGCAGUCCCCGCAGCACGCCAUCGAGUUCAUCGUGGAGGAGACGAUAUGAGCGCAGGUGGUGUCAAAGAAAUCUCUGGCCUUUUUUGCAUUUUAAAACCCAAACGUCUUUAGAUUGCACCUUUACACAUCAGAGUCUCAAUUGUACAGCCGGGCUUUCAUGAGGGAAGACCACCUCAUAAAGUGUCCCCUGUUUUUCCCUUCCAAUAAAACUCCUCAGCAGCUCCUCAGGAGCCUUUACUGCUGUCACUUGCCUCUUCUGGCUAACCACUGUGGAGAGAAAUAGCACCCAGCUCAACGGCAGUCCAAGUCAGAGCGCAUCCUCCAUCACCCCCCUCUUACUGUCACUUGCUAGCGGAGGAGUGUGUGAAGUAGUGUGUACCGUAUAGAUCAGCAAUCAUUUGGCGGACAUUGUUAUCGAUUGUUUUUGUCCUCUUAAUUAAAUAAAUUAUAUUAUUAUAAAACCAUGCACGCUACAUUUGUGAUGAUUUGUGCUACAUAAUGCAGUGGCAUUGAGUUUGAUGAAAUUAUCCAGCACUUGCUGCCAUUCCAAAUCAUAAAUAAUGAUUCUAUUUGCAGCCCCCCCAUGGCAAGCAGCGUAAUACAAGUUUUGCCUCCACUGCGGUGGCCCAUUACGGGUUUCCCAAGCUAAGAGUUUAUGGAUGUCUCCCACCCAGUGAUUGCUGACGGGGUGGAGGGGGUGUGAGCACGAGCACACACAAGCGAGCAACCAAAGAGACCCACUCUGUCUUGGUUUGUCUCCAUGUCAUGGAUGCUGAUGAUAGUGAGAGAAAUUGAAAUGGCAGCAACAUGCCUACGAAUUGGCCUCCUGAGGUGCAAAAACAAUCGCAUGUUGGAAAUGUAUCUCUUCUGUAUUCUACUAUUUGUGACAAACGCUAAUAAGCAAAUGCAGUAUAUCUUGUAAAGAUAAAUUCUUCUCUUGGGACGGACAAGUCAUCAAUGAUCACGCUAUUAAAAUGGUUUUCAAAUUGUAUUAAAAAUAAGAGCAAUAUAUUUGGUGAGGGCAUUGAACUCUCAUCAAAUGAGGAAAAUCGACGAAGUAGCUCAGAAUUAAAGCAGACAGAAUCUCUAUAGCAGUUGCGGUGCCUCUUUAGAAAGUGAAACUUAAGCUUUUGUAUGCCUGGAAAGUUAAGUUUGUGUGAGAAAGUGGCUUGAACUGGUUCUAACUAUAUGAAUAGUGUGUCUGUUUACCUUCUCAGUCAUUUUCCACAGCUUGCCUGUGUGUGUGUGUGUGCGUGUGCGUGUGUGUGUAUGCGUGUCAAGAAGGCCUUGUGAGAAGCUAUUAGGCUUAUAAUACACUCGCUGAUUGUAAAGGUAUAAUAAUAUCUUCAAAACUGACACUCUGAUGGAGGAAUGUUUAUCAUGAUUUGUUUUUAAAAUUGCUUAAAAACAAGGCAACAAACACAAAAAAAAAUAAUAAUGGAUGUGCGUUGCUUUGUUUCUACAAUGUCUUGUCACACUGCGUUCAAUGUACCUUGAAAUGACGCAGCGUCUCCUGGAGUCAAUAUUAAUGUGUGAUGGCUUUUAUUUGCACUUUUGUGUUUGUUGUCAGGUGCCAAAUAUGCUAGUUUGUCACCCAAUAAAAAUGCUCCUCCACCUGUAAAGCUGGAUGGAGAGCGUAAUAGCUACUGGCAAACAAUUCCCACCUACUCCCAAGCAGUAAUAUGGGUAAUGAGGAAAUGAAUAUCUGUAAAUAAACGGCAUGAUGGCGGGGGAAUAACAGUAAGAUGAAACUUCCCCAUUAAAAUGUCAUAGCGUGUAUUUAUCAUAGUUUUAAUAAAUGAUGAGAUGCAGGCUCUACAAACUUAUUAUUCAUCAUUCUUCAUAAAUGUUUUUUUUUAACACACCUUGUAUUUUUCCCCAAGUUAUCGAUCAGUUUUAGCCAUCUAUUAUGAAAAAAAUAUAUGUACUGUAUAAAGAUGCUUUUACUUGAUUUGUGGGCUUGUAGACACGCUAUUGUGCCCUUUUGUUUGCACUUGUUCAAUGUAAUGGAUGCCACAUAUUGCAUGCCAUGUAGCGUUACUGAGUGGGACAGGAGGACACAGACGCUAUGUGAAGCUACAGUGCUAACAUUUAAAUAGCAACCUCAUGCUCGGUCAGCCUAUUCGCUAAAGAAAACCUAACCUCCCUCUCACACUUCGUCAGAAUCAACAUGUAUCAAGUAGAACCAGCCAGAAUGAAACAUUUUCAAAAUCUGCAGUAUUCGGGAUAAAAUUACUUCAUAUGAAUGCCGUUCAAAUACUUACAUGACGUUUCGACCCCGUCUCCAAUCAUUUUUGCACAUUUGACUCCAUUGGAGUUGAAAAACAGUAGAAAUAUUCAAGGCGACUUGUUAUGCCCCUUUUCUGACCUAGCAUAAAUGUUGUGUAAAUGCUGUAUUUUCAUGUUAAAUGAUGCCAAAGUGCUGAAGAGUCAGAAGACCAAUAAGUAACAAUUUAUCAGUGUCAUAACUGUGUUUACUUUGCAUAAAUAGUCGAACACAAUCGUCUCGGCAGCUGCCAGGAAGUCCUCGGGAGUGCCUGGGAGUGUGACCAAUCACAGCAGAGGGGGC